Molecule: messenger RNA, 2915 nt
Organism: Helicoverpa armigera (cotton bollworm)
Lineage: Eukaryota; Metazoa; Arthropoda; Insecta; Lepidoptera; Noctuidae
Exons: 8
Coding region: 208-2352 (714 amino acids)
Biological process (GO): proteolysis
Molecular function (GO): serine-type endopeptidase activity
Source: RefSeq, a predicted model, not a curated record
AAAACAAAAGCUGGUCAGUUCAGUGCUCGACAUAAAAUUACAGUCACAGGACGUGCGCGGGAACAGAGCGUGUAGCCAACGCGAAUAACAUAAUUGUAGUCGAAUAAUAGACCAGUGCAUUAUAACGAAAUCACGCGACAACAUUGCAACAAGUGCAACAUCCUGCAUUUGAACUAAAUUAUCUAACAAACGAGCACCUACUCUAAAAUGCUGGCACAAUAUCUCUUUUAUUUCUUUUUAAUAAAAUUCUCUUUUGCCCAAAUUAACGGGGAGUUCUGGUGGUUAAACGAUAAACUGGCUAGCUUUCAGAGUGUGCGACCACCGCCACCUAAGUUUGAAAAUUUGAGUGAAUUUGAUACAGAUGAAAGUGCAAGAAUUGUGUUUAGAGAUAACAAACCAGACAGUGAAGUAGAAUCUUCAGAAAGUAUAAGUAUUAGUAAUGGUGAACCGGAAAGAGUUUCUAAAGAAAUAGUUAAUCACAACAUUAUAAAGUGGCCAGAAGAAGAAAAGAAAGUUUAUUUUACUAACGUAAACAGUAACAGUAUUACAGAAUCUGGAGAGGAACGAACUGAUUCCCCAGAGAUUGGUGACAAAUUCACGUUUCGAUUUCCUGAUGGCGAUAAUUUUAUAUGGAAAGAUUUAUUUAAUACUACAACUGUUUCACCCACUACUAUGAGUGCAAACAAUACUGAAAAUAUAAAUAAUGGAAGCAUUUUGUACAAUGAUAAAAUAUCAUUCAAUAUGAAUUACCGAGAGAAACAGUCUGAAAGUAUUUGCACAUUUAUAAAAAGAGCUGAAUGUAGCCAGCGUAACGGAGUGGUCUUAGAUAUCAAAGCAGCAAGCAAAACCAACAAUAACCAGUACAAAAUAUGUUGUGUGCUUCCGUUAGAAAAUAAAAACCAGGAACAAUCGAAAAUAAUAUUCCCGGACACCGCAAGAAAAAUAAAGCGACCCAAAAGAUCGAACAAGGAAAAUUAUGCUCAAAAGCAAAGAGACAUUUUGCUUCAACGUAGAUAUGCACAACAAAGCCACAAAUCAAAGCCUACACAGACAAAGAUUUCUACUCCUGACUACGAUUACGACGACCCAUAUUGGAAUGUAAAAAAUUUGAAGCACCAAAACAAUCAGAAACAAGAACCGAACACAAGAUAUGAUUAUAUAGAUGAUUAUGUAGACGAUUAUGUAGUAGAAGUACCAAAACCAGGGCUCACUGGAUUGUAUUCGGAUCAUGGACAAAGUCGUCCUGAUUGGACUUUCUUCAAUAAAAAUAAAGGUUCAUAUGGAAGCGACGACGAUUACGAUGAUAAUGAUAGUGGCCAGUUCGGAUACUCUACUAUUGAUCCUAGACUCGGCAGUGACAAGAAAUCAAAACGCGGGAAGCCAUUAAAAUUAUCGACCGCAUCAGACGAAUCGAACUACAAAGCAGAAAGUCAAACUAUUAGCUAUCAGUCUAACCCAGACUUCAAUGUUUUACAAGAUUUUAAACUCCUUAAUUUAAUGAGAAACAAAAGUAAGCCGCGACCUUUUGUAGCGAGAACAACAACAACGGAAAGCUUUGCAGAGGAUGAUAGCAAGGAAUCAUUAGUUAAUGGACCCUUUGAAGCGAGUUCUGAAAUUAAUAAUAGUGAUUUUGAAGACCUUCAAGUAUUUAAUGGUUGUGGAAAGACAUCAAAGACUUUGAAUUCAAAAAAUAAAGGCAAGCAGAUAGGUGACACAGAGAACGGGUCGCACCCCUGGCUGGCUCUAGUGGUGCCGACACAUAAGCUGAACGUUGUGCAAUGCUACGCCACGCUCAUCCAUCCCCGAGCUGCCGUCACUGCUGCAGAUUGCGUGCAUAGGAGCUCCCCCGGGGACGUGACACUAAUCGUCGGACUUUGGAACCUCAAUGAGAGAUCGCGGUCAAGAAGCCGAGUCAUUUCCUACCGCUUGCAUCCCCAAUAUAAGCAUGGGGGGUUGAACAACAACUUGGCGAUUUUGCACUGGAAGCGACCGUUUAGACUUGGGACCAAUAUUCAUCCGGCGUGUUUAGCUGAUCCGCGAUUGGGAGAUGAAUGCCUGUUCAUUGGAUGGGGAGGAUUUGAUCAAGCCAUGCGUCCCAAGUCUCGGUGGCAGCGUGCAUCACUUCAUACGUGCAACGGACGACUCUCGCUCAAUGGGAUCAACGUGCCGAAAGAAGCAUUGUGCGCAUCUGUGCAGGCUCGCAGUACUGUGACUGGUAUAGGCGGUUCGUUGAUCUGCAACAUGCACGGACGUCAAGCAGCAGUGGCGGUCGCCGUGUCUCGAGACAGUACGCUCGUUCUACUGCCCAUACAUGAGUGGGCCAUGCGGGCCAUUGCAGUAUUAAAGGACUAAUAUAAGGUAAAGGAAAAUAAAACAAUACCGGACUUUUAAACAUUUAUUAUCUUUAAAUGUUCACAGUUUACAUAAUACAUGAGCCCAGCCAUAUAACGAUAACUUAACAAUUUCACAAGACUGGUCAAUAAGAUGACGCGGCACUAAACUUGUAUAGGAACUAAAGUAAAAAACAUUACACAAACACAUUGGGAAUGUCGAGAUCCACGAUAAUGUAACAACAGUUCAGCAUAGAUGUUAAUAUCUCUUUAUGUUGUACUUCUAUUCUUUGGUGCCGAUUAUAUGAAAUGAGAAUUGUUCAUGUCGCCUACGAUUCCGUAUCUCCGGAAACUUAUAACUUAUGUCUUUACGUAGAUUAUAAACAUAAUUUAACAAGUCUUACCAUUUACAGCCCGUCGGUUACGCUGCGGACAUUCCGCCACACUUUGUCAUUGACACUAAUUCGGCUAAAAUAGUGUUCAAGGAAUGUUCGCAGCUACUUUAAAACUAAAAUAAUAUAAAUUGCUUCUGAAUAACAUAAUAAUACUCGGGGCGUUAUGAAGUAAAAAAAUUAAAAAUAUACA